CGCGAAAGCUGCUCGGUGUCCCGGAUGAGGUUGAGUCACUCGUACUGAUGUCACUCGCGCUCUGAAAAUGGCUGAGUCGGAAGAGGAGGUGGAUGUCUUGGUCCAGAGAGUUGUCAAAGAUAUCACUAACGCUUUUAAGAGAAACCCUGGCAUAGAUGAGAUCGGUCUCAUACCGUGCCCGGAGGCCAGGUACAACAGAAGCCCCAUCGUCUUGGUGGAGAAUAAGCUCGGGGUGGAAAGCUGGUGCGUGAAGUUCCUACUGCCCUACGUGCACAACAAGCUGCUGCUCUACCGGCAACGCAAGCAGUGGCUGGACCGCGAGGCGCUGGUUGACAUCACAUCCACAGUACUGCUACUAAACCCGGACUUUACCACUGCCUGGAACGUCAGGAAGGAACUCCUUCAGUGUGGAGUGCUGAAUCCAGAGAAAGACCUUUACCUGGGGAAAUUAGCGCUGACCAAGUAUCCGAAAAGCCCAGAGACAUGGAUACACAGGCGAUGGGUGCUGAAGAGGCUGCAGAAGGAGCCGUGUGGAGCUGACGAGAGAAGCGACUACAGUGAGCAGAUACAGAGAGCCGUGCACGAGGAGAUGAAGGUGUGUGCCGAUGCGGCGGGCCGUUACGCCAGCAACUACAACGCCUGGUCACACCGAAUCUGGGUCCUGCAGCACAUGGCCAAAGGCAAUCUGAAGGUUCUUCAUGACGAACUCUCCUCCACAAGACUUUGGGUGUCCACGCAUGUGUCUGACCACAGCGGAUUUCACUACCGCCAGUUCCUGCUCAAGGCGCUGUUAGCCGAGCUGGGUCAGGCCCAGCAGCCUAACAGAGGAGGCUCAGUGGACGAGCCACACACCGAUACCAUCCCUCAGCUCUUCCACGACGAGAUAGAGCUCUGCACUGACCUCAUUGAGUCAUACCCAGGCCACGAGACCCUGUGGUGCCACAGACGCCAUGUGUUCUAUCUGUGGCAUCACUGGAGGAAUCACAGUCAAGAGAAGGAUCCUCUAUCUCCAGGCCACGCCCACACUCUGCUUAAUGACUCUUUAGACCCCAGUGAUGAAAGCAGGAGCUCCCAGGCCAUGGAUGUUGACUGUACACUAGAGGGCAGUAAGCACGGAGGCUACACACAGGACAGUAAAAGGUUGAAGCGAGGGCCGCCCUGCCCCACUCUCCCUUCUGAACACACAUUCAUCUCACGUAUCCUCAGCAGCUGCAGGAACCCUGAACAGGGCCGUUUCGCCAACGCAUACAGGAAGUGGCUGGACUCUGUCAUAGGUCAGUAGCUCAAGAUAUACUCCGCCCACAUGGUAAUGGGCGAGGUUUGAUAGAUCAGCUUAGUUUUGGCACCACCCACGCACGUCCUGCACAACUGAAGAAGGCCAGACUGUCAGAGAAGCUCUACAAGUGAAUUCCCCUUCAUGAUGAAAACCAAGUGAUGAGCCAUGGCAGAGUAAUGCUGGUCUGCAGUAUCUGCUUUUGUUCAGGUACUUGAUAUCUCAGGUCUGUUUUUUUUAUUUAUUUUUUUCCUCAGUUAUUUGAAACUUUUUAUAUUGUUUUUUUUUUUUUUUUUUUUUUUUUGCACAAUUUAAACGAGUACAGGACGUCUUAAUGAUGCUGCCUUCAGUUGUACAUUUCCUGUCAAGAGACUUAGGUGCACACAUUGGAGAUUAAACUGAUCCUAUCCCACUUCCUUCUGUGUCAUUAAGAGCAGACAGACUUUGGUUACUUGUCUACUUGUUUAUUUGCUCUUUGAACUUUUGUACAGGUCUACACAAAUUUCAGAGCACUUUGCUCCAGUUAAUGAUGUAAGCACAAUCACAGAGUUUCUCAGAAACAUUAAAAACUUGGUAGGCUGAGCCAUUUGGGAUCAAUAUUUAUUAAUAGUUUUUAUACACAGCCAAUAAUACACAACAGAAAUGGGUAGUGCUUGUGCAAUUUUUAGGUAUAUUUCUGUUCGUGUAAUGGCAAAGCUGUGGCUCAGGCUUCACAGUUAACUAUAUCAUCUUAUAGAGGCACGUUCAUCACACUCUAAAACAAAGAUCAUCUAGACAGAACCAUUAGGUGUGAUGCUGUGUGAAGAAUCUCAGUGUUAAAGCACAAACAGUGUGAUUUUAUUCCUUUUAUGUAGCCUGAGUUUUCGUUAUGAAGGGGAAUUUGCAAUAGAGCAUGAGCAUUUCUUGACUCGUCUACCCGUGAGGACGGUGUUGUGAUUAGAAUCAGUACAAGCUACAAAGCUGAAGUCUAACACUUGUCGAAUGGUGCUAAUUUUCUGCAGCCACAAAAGAAGGCUUUAACAGGCCUGGGUUGACAGAUGCUGCUUCUCUUUUAACACUACUUUUGAACUAUAUUUAUGCAAAGAAUUGUUAUAAAUUUCACUCACUCAUAUCACAAUUUAUUCAAACUGAACAUUUCAGCUGGGUUUACACUGUACGAUUUUAGGCCUUGUUUUUCCGUCACAGACAAAAAUCACAAAUCGUAAAAGAAUCGUGGUCGUGUGUUGAGACCUGUGAUCAUAUAAUGUGAUCUUCUUACAGGCAGGUGAUUCAGUGCCGUUGUGACCAAAGUCUUUCGACAAAAAAAAAAAAUUCUGGUAGUCUCAGAAUUAUGUAACUAAAAUCUCAGAUUAUGACUGCUACUACAAUGCUCAUCUCAAAUCCACCAAUAGGAAGGCAGCAUAGGAAUAUGGGAAACUCACUGGACAGCUACAAAUACAGUAGUAGCACCGGUAAUGGCAAAACGUGAACAAAACAUGAUCAUGGACACAAAAAAUCCUUACCUCAAACUCACGUCAAAGAAUGUUUCUGUUUAUGCAAACGUGGAUCGCACUGAAUGAUGGUAUAAGCAGAACAAAUAAUUUUCUUUAAUCGCAGGUAUGUUUAGAGCAUCUUCAUAGUAUAAAGCGACACGAGCGUGUUAUCACAGUCUGUCAUAGUAUUCGAGCAAGAUGUUAAUGGGAUCGUCUCAUACAGCAUGACGUGGUAUAAUCUUCACAGACCACUGAAAUCACACAGUGUAAACCCUGCUUUAGACAGUCAUGGUUGAUCUAGCCGUGCAUGAGAAAUUUCUGGCCUCUUAUAACCCUUGAAAUAGAACAAUCUUGUAAAGCAGAAGAGAUUCAUGGCACAUUUGUCUAGGUUUGUUUGUAGGAAAGCAUAUGCUUGUCAUUUUCAAAUGUACUAUACUAUCUUUUUACACGUAAUAAAAACUAUUUACUAGUCAGAGAAUAGAUUUAUAUUGACAAUGAAACACAUUUAAGUUCUUAAACAUAUCUAGAACAUCUUUAGGUUUGUUCCACAGAUACAACUUGAUUGAAAAUAAUACUCUGGAUAAUCCAAACUGACUUUGUAAUUUAGCUAAAAACUAGACUGGGUUUUCAUUUUGUGUACAAUGAAGUGUACAGUUUGUCUUAGGAAAUGAUAUUUGCGCAGUUGCACAGUGACAAUACGAAAUGAAGUGUUCCAUUUCCACACUUGUAUAGUGAUCAAAUAACUUUUAUCUAGGGCUAUUUACUGUUUUGUUUGUUUUUGUUUUGUUUUUUCUUUUUUUGCUUAGCCUGGAGUGUUUCUCUCGCACCACAUCGCUCUGGGGUGCAGUAGCUUGGCAAUAAAAGCCCAUUCUUCCUUCACUCUACAACCAAACGCAUUGAAAGGUAGACUGUCAUUAUAACGAAGUUCAUCAUAUAAUUCUUCGUUCUGUUCUCUGAACCUAGGACAAUAAAGUAGGUUUUAGUCAUUUUCUAGUUGGUAAAGGAUGGUUUUAAUGCCGUCACUGACCACUUUAUUAGGACCCAGUCCAAUCAGCCAAUCAUGGGGCAGUAGCGCAAUGCAUAAACUCCUGCAGGUACAGAUUAAGAGCUUAAUUUAAUAUUUACGUCCAACUUCAGAACCGGGGAAAGUGUGAUCUCAGUGACUGUAACCGUGGCAAGGUUGUUGGUGCCAGAGAGGUUGGUUUAAGUAUUUCAGAAAUUGCAGAAAUCUCCUGAGAUUUUCACAUACAAAGGUCUCUCGAGUUUGCACGGAAUGGCACGAAAAACAAAAAACAUCCAGUGAACGGCGGUUCUGAACCUGGGCAGUUGAAGAUUGGAAAACCAUCAUCUGGUCUUUUUCCAGUCUUCAAUUAUCCAGUUUUGUUGAUUCUGUGUUCACUGUAGCUUCGGGAUUCUGUUCCUGGCUGACAAGAGUGGAGUCUGAUGUGGUCUUUUGCUGGUGUAGCCCUUCUGCCUCAAGGUUCGAUGUGUUGUUUGUUCUGGGAUGCAUUUCAGCUCACCACGGUUGUAAAGCGUGGUUAUUUGAGUUAUCAUGGCCCUGCUGUCAGCUCGAACCAGUCUAUCCAUUCACCUCUAUCCUCUCUCAUUAACAAGGCUUUUCCACCCACAGAACUGACACUCACAGGAUGUUUUUCGCACCAUUCCGUGUAAACUCUGGAGACUGUCCUGCAUGAAAAUCCCAGGAGAUCAGCGGUUUCUGAAAUACUCAUACCAGCCCAUCUGGCACAAACAACCAAGUCACUGAGAUCACAUAUUAUCUCCAUUCUGAUGUUUGAUGUGAACAUUAACUGAAGCUCUUGACCUGUAUCUGCAUGAUUUUAUAGAUUGUGCUGCUGCCAUUGUAUUGGCUAAUUGCAUUAAUGAUCAGGUGUACCUGUGUUCCUAAUAAAGUGGUCAGUGAGUGUAUAAUCCCUUCUUGGUUACACUAAACGCUACUUAUAAAUACUGACUUCUAUACAGUCCCUUUACACUGUGGUAAGAUGUACUUACAUUUACCUGAACUGAUUCUUGUUACAUGUCUGUUACUUGUAGCAGUUGUCAUAUUUCCUGCUGCCAUUUCUGUUACUUGUUUGAAGAUUACUGGAAACAAACAUGCCUUCGUGGUGUUUUUUUUUUCUGCUUCCUUGGUCCAAAGUGGCACAAAAAAAGGAGAAAAAUCUUCCUCCUAGUUUUUCCUUCCACACACUUUUGCAUUUUGUGCUACUGCUGUACAAGUUCUGCCACUAAACCAACUACCUGCUGAACCAGAGCCAAUCAUACAGUCUUAUGUUAUCAGGAGAAAAGCUGCUGGUUCUAAGAAUCGCUUCUUUUGUAAGUCUUAUCAUUUUAGGGCUUUGACCAUAAAUCUAGCCUGAAGUGUAUUCAUUACCGUUGUCUUAAAUAAGGUGAUGUCCAUAUUACUUUUCUUUCUCGCAUCAUGUCUGUGUAUUAACUGCCUGUUCUGCCAUAACCUCUACAUCAUGACUGAAAUGGCGCUGGUGCAUCUAUGCAGAUACAUUCUCUCAAUUUUCAUCAAGCUUUGGGAAGAAAUAAUGUAGUUUUGUAGUGCUUUUUGUUCCUUCUCACAUAUUUCUAGGUAAGUUUACAUAAGGUACUGUAGGUUGCUAACAAAUCUAGCAUUUUGUCUGUGUGUUAUAUAUUUAUUUGUAGAUUAAAAAGACUUGUAACCACAGUAAUUGUUUUUGUCAGUUGCCUACCACAUGAAAUAAAAAAAAUUCUCUGGAAAAAACAGAAUUGCAGACUUUUUCACUA
Molecule: messenger RNA, 5517 nt
Organism: Pangasianodon hypophthalmus (striped catfish)
Lineage: Eukaryota; Metazoa; Chordata; Actinopteri; Siluriformes; Pangasiidae
Gene: ptar1
Product: protein prenyltransferase alpha subunit repeat containing 1
Exons: 7
Coding region: 68-1282 (404 amino acids)
Biological process (GO): protein prenylation
Cellular component (GO): cytoplasm
Molecular function (GO): protein prenyltransferase activity
Source: RefSeq, a predicted model, not a curated record